This is a messenger RNA of Peromyscus californicus insignis, 5605 nucleotides long. It is a transcript of the gene Bud13, whose product is annotated as BUD13 homolog. Gene Ontology annotation, biological process: mRNA splicing, via spliceosome. Gene Ontology annotation, molecular function: RNA binding. The transcript is spliced from 10 exons. The record is from RefSeq and is a predicted model, not a curated record. NCBI's taxonomy places the organism in Eukaryota, Metazoa, Chordata, Mammalia, Rodentia, Cricetidae. Bases 1771 to 3480 code for a protein of 569 amino acids. Gene Ontology annotation, cellular component: U2-type spliceosomal complex; RES complex.
GGCGUCGCGCUGCCCCGGUGCGCCCUCGGCCGCAGCUCUUCCUCCUCCUCGUCCGCGCGGCGCUCCGAGCGCUGCCGACCCCGGCCCGAGCCCAGGCCCAGCUCCUCUGCUCCGGGGCGGGCUUCUCGCCGCCGCCUGCAGCGCAGACCUCAGCCUCUGAACAGCCCCUUCCAUGUGUUAAGGCCAGCUAGAACUUUCCUGUUUUCCCGCCUCUGUAGCCUUGCAUCGUCUCUCGAACAGACUGAAAGUCGCGCCCUGAGAAUAGUAGAGCUAAUACAAAGCCCCAAGUGCUUGCAUUUUUUUAACAAAAAUUUUGGGAUCCAAAAAAUCUGUUUCUGGGGGCUUCAAAGUAUCAGGAACUGACCUGGAAUCAAAGAUCCAAGUCCUGUUACUCUUAGCUACUACUAACAGUAACAACUAACAUGGAUACAGUUCCUAUCAUAUGCCUGGCCUCUUUCCAAAAACUUCGACCAUAUAACUUUCAGAACGUUGUGAUAAAGCAGACAUUGUUUUAAAUAAUAUACUUUCCAGGUUCAAAAGAGAGGUGUGCUGAGACAGAUUUCAGAUGAAAUAUCCUGUAGUGACUUGACCACUGGAAUCUGGAAAGGUUGGGACAGGAGAUGGAACAUCAGCCCACAGAAUAAAGGAAACUUCUUAGACUUUAGAGCAGUGGCUCUAAGUUUAGCAGCUCACUAAGAAGGUACUAUUUUGGAUACAAGGUCAAAACUCUGGAAGCUAAUCCUAUUCUUACACCUCACCCUGGGUCUGCUACUUUCUAGGAGUUUAGCAGCUUAGAGAAGGUGCUAGAGAACAUAAAGUGUGGCUCAUCACCCUCUAUGGGGGCAGCAUUGUGAUCUAACGUUAUUAGUCCCAUAUCUCAACUGAGAAAAUUUUGUGGCCCAUUGAAGUGGGUAGACUAAUUCCCCCUUUGCCCAAAUUUAUCUUCAUUUGGAACUUGAGCAUGACAUCAUUUAGAGAUGGAAGCUUUGUGGUGUUACCAGUUGAGCCUAUAUUCAGUUAAGGUGGGUGCUACAUUCAGUGUGGUUGACACCCUUGUAAGAAGGAGCAAUGCCAUGCAGGGAAAAAAUUUUAAGCUUUGGACAACACUGAUUAAGUAUCAUACAUUCCUGGCUUUUCAAAUACCUCUUUGCAGCACAGUUUAUCUGUGUGAAUCACGUUUAUUGGAUGCUGUCAUAUAAACAGACAUUUCCUGUCCCCACCGCCCAGUCCCAAAUAACUGACACGAGGCUAAAUAUGAAUUAUAAAUACUCGGAUGAUAGCUCAGGCUUGUUACUAGCUAACUCCUACAUUUUAAGUUAACCCAUAUUCUUUAUGCUCUGUCACGUGGUAGUACCUUCAUUAGCAUGGCACAUUCAUCUCCUGCUCCCUCUGCUUCUGGCUGGCAAUUCCUGACUCCACCCUUCUUCCCAUCAUCCCUAGUUUGGUUGCCCCGCCUAUACUUCCUGCCUGGCUACUGGCCAAUCAGUGUUUUAUUAAACCAAGUUGAGUGACAAAUCUUUACAAUGUGCAAGAGGAUUAUUUCACAGCACUGUCAUCUUUCAGUAGUUGUGGACUGGUUCCUCAGUCCACAGGUACUUCAGUUCCUCCACACAAUGAUAUGGUAUUUGUGGGUAAACUAUUCACAUCCUCUUUAAAUCACUACAACUUAGAUGGUGUACUGGAUGGUUUUGUGCAUCAACUUGACACAAACUAGAAUCAUCAGAGAGGAAGGAGCCUCAGCUGAGGAAGCGCCUCCAUGAGAUCCAGCUAAUGCGGAUUGUUGAUGAUGAUGUGGGCUGGGCAGCUAUCUCUACCACUAAGCUGGAAAAGGAGGAGGAAGAGGAUGGAGAUUUGCCUGUGGUGGCCGAGUUUGUGGAUGAGCGUCCAGAAGAGGUAAAGCAGAUGGAGGCCUUCCGCUCCAGUGCCAAAUGGAAGCUUCUGGGAGACCAUAGUGAAGAUGGACAUUUCCAUCAUGACACCCUGGAUCCAUCUCCUCCUAGGAGGGUUCGUCAUGACAGCCCAGAUCCAUCCUCUCCCAGGAGGACCCGUCACAAUACACCGGAUCCAUCUCCUCCCAGGAGGGCCCGUCAUGACACCCCGGAUCCAUCUCCUCCCAGGAGGGCCCGUCAUGACACCCCGGAUCCAUCUCCUCCCAGGAGGGCCCGUCAUGGCACCCCAGAUCCAUCUCCUCCUAGGAGGGCCCGUCACGGCACCCCAGAUCCAUCUCCUCCUAGGAGGGCCCGUCAUGAUACACCGGAUCCAUCUCCUCCUAGGAGGGCCCGUCAUGACUCAGAUGCUUCUCCCCCCAGGAAGUCUCAUCGUAAUUCUUCAGGUGUAUCUCCUAGGAGAGGUCAUCAUGGUUCCUCAGGUAUCUCUUCCCCCAGAAGGGCCCAUAACCACUUCCCUGACACAGCCCAACAUAGGAGGACUUUUGACGCUUCAGAACCACAGCAUCUCAGGAAGACCCGUCAUGACUCCCCUAAUUUGGAACUUCCCAGAACCAAAAGUAGUAAAGCUGCAGAAAGACCCCAGAGGGAGCUGGGACCCUCCCACCCAUCACUCUCCAAGGACAGCAAGUAUGGGCGUGACUCUGAUCUUUCCCCACGGAAGCGGCAAGCAAAAGCUCAUUUUGGAGCUAAGAAGCAGUUUGACCCCAAAGGUGUCUGCCACAAAGCCUCUGACUCAGAUCUGUCUCCUCCACGGCAAAAACAAAAUUCAAGACACCAGGAUUCUGACUCAGAUCUGUCACCACCACGGAAUAGACAGAGACGCCAGAGCUCUGACUCCGACCUCUCUCCACCCCGGAGAAGACAGAGGACCAAGUCUUCUGAUUCUGACCUCUCUCCUCCUCGAAGGAGUCCCCGUCCUGGGAAGAAGACUGCACACAUGUAUUCCGGAGCCAAAACUGGGUUGGUGACUGAUGUUCAGCGGGAGCAGCAGGAACUCAGGAAACAGGACCAAGACACCACAGCCCUUGGAGCUCAGUUUGAAUUUGCUGAAACUGUAUUUCGAGACAAGUCUGGUCGGAAGAGGAAUCUGAAACUGGAACGCCUGGAACAGAGGAGAAAAGCAGAGAAGGACUCAGAGCGAGAUGAGCUAUAUGCCCAGUGGGGGAAAGGGCUUGCCCAGAGCCGGCAACAGCAGCAGAAUGUAGAGGAUGCAAUGAAGGAGAUGCAGAAGCCUCUGGCCCGCUAUAUCGACGACGAAGAUCUGGAUCGGAUGCUGAGAGAACAAGAAAGAGAGGGGGACCCGAUGGCCAACUUCAUUAAGAAGAAUAAGGCCAAGGAGAACAAGCAUAAGAAAGUGAGGCCUCGCUACAGUGGUCCUGCACCUCCUCCCAAUAGAUUCAAUAUCUGGCCUGGAUACCGCUGGGAUGGAGUGGACAGAUCCAAUGGCUUUGAGCAGAAGCGCUUUGCCAGACUCGCCAGCAAGAAGGCUGUGGAGGAGCUGGCCUACAAGUGGAGUGUGGAGGACAUGUGAUUCUCCACGGCUGUGCGGUGCUGUGGCGGCAGUGGCGUAGGCUAGCCCGACAUCCAGCUCUAAUGGUCCAACUUGCUGCCAGUUCUGACCUUUGGACUAGGCACCUAACCUUGGCUGUGUCCAUGUUGUCUGUGGCUGGCUUUGACAGGACACGGUGACUUCUUUAUUCCAGGGUUUGUUCUAAGCCAGUGUUUCCUUUUUACUUUAAAAAAUAAACACAUAUUUAUUUUUUGUAAUUAUUUCCUAACUGAGUAUUCUACUUGGAAAAAUGAGCUUCUUGGGGUCUUAGAAGUAUUAGUGAUUGGUGUUUUCGUUAAUUUAGGAAGCUGUGUGAGUAAAAUCUUUAGGAGUGAUAAUCCUUCUGUGCAAAUCAGAAUUUAGUGUUAAAACAGGUUCAGGAAUACUGGAAUGUGUGUGGGAUAAGGUAGUGAGUGUUACAUGUUUGUGGGAAAGGUGUCUAGUGAAGCUCAGAAAAUUAGCUUAUUAUAUGUACAAAAAUGAAGUGGGAUCCAUGUCAAUCAAACCUAAAGCAAUUAAGGGCCCGGAUGAAGUGUAGUGCCGUGAAGCUAGAGCAUGGCUCCUAUGGGCGCCCCCAGCAAGUAAUAAAAUCUGGAAGGAGCAAGUGAUGGGUAGGAACAGCCUGAAGACAGCUCAAACCCCAAGCUGUGGUUGCUCUGACUGCUGCAUAAUGCAGGGUUCUCCCUGCAGCAGAGCUGGUCAUGUCGGAGGUAAAGAUGCCUGCAGAUUCCAAGCAAACACUGGCAGUCUCUAACAGUGAGUGCAUAACAAAUGAUGCAUACAUGAAGGAUUGACCAUAUGAGAGAACUCUUCAGCUCAGGAAGGAAAAGACAGCUCUGAAAACAGGAGGAAAAUUGAUAAAACUAGAUAGCUAGUCAGUGGAUUGCCUCACUCCCAGUUAACUAAAUACAAAUUACACCAUUUUCUACUCUGCAGCUGUUAGGGUGGCCGAAACAGCCCUUGUGGUGAGUGAAGACUCAAUGUCAGCAGCUGUUGGUUGAGGGAUGCGGAUGGGCAGCACAUAGGGGAAGGAAGACUGGGAAGCAGUACUGUGUUGUCUUUUAAGGGUGGGCAGUGGUGCUGUACUGCUGGAAGCUGACUCUGGGCUGUGUCCUUUGCUAGCAGUGUGACCUGUGAGCUGCUUAACCCCUGUGCUUCGCUUCUGUGAUUAGAGAGAAGAGUACCUACCUCGUGGGUUUGCUGUGUGUUUACAAGUGCCUGCAUAUAGUGAAUGUCAGCAUCAUUGUCUUGAUUAGCAUCAAGUGCAGUAGCCAGCUUCUAUGGUGGCUCUUUUGGUCCCUGCUCUCUGGUAUUCAAGCCCUUGGGUAGUCCCCUCCCAGAGUAAACAGGGCUAGUUUGUGUCUCCAAUAGGAUGUGUCAGAACCAUGCGACUUCUGAAAGUUCCUAAAAGACAUGGAUGCACUGCCCUCUCGGAUGGCUUGGUGUGAAGAAAGGAUCUCCCUGUGGACACUGCAGCAGCCCUCCAGGGGCCAUGUGAACACAGGCCUUCCCCAGGCCAGCAGCAAGUGGAAGCCACCCAGGCAGGCCUUAGGUGCAGCCCUCCUCUAUAACUUGACCCAGGCCUGCAAGGGCAGAGCCACCAGUUAAAGCUCUGGGACUUAAGCUGUGAGGAUAGAUGUUUCAUGUUUUCUGAAAAGCGUGUAGCUUAUUGAGAUGAAUUACACAGGGUAUGGUCUUUUCAGUGUAGAAUCAAUUUGUUUUAACACAUCAUGGAGCUGGGCAGCCAUCAGCACAAUGAAUUUGCAAGUAGUGUUAUCUUGUGGAUACUGGCAACGUGUCCAUUCCUGGUCACUCGUCACUUCCCUGUCUACCUCUGCCCUGGAUAACUCCUGGCCUGCUUCUCACCUCCCAGGAUAUGCUACUUUGACAUUGAUGUGAUGUGAGUACAACUGUCCUCUAACGUGGCUUUUUGUGUCUGGCUGCUUUCAUGUCACAUGUUUCCACGUUCUAUCUGUGUUGUGACAUCCCUUUCUCUCUUUUGACUGACUAUUUCUGUGUGUGUUUAUCACACACAUUUUAAUGAUGAUUUGAUGGUUACAAAAUGUUUCCAUUUUUGAUUGUUAUAAAUACUGCUGCUAUGAAUCAA